Molecule: messenger RNA, 2895 nt
Organism: Lithohypha guttulata
Lineage: Eukaryota; Fungi; Ascomycota; Eurotiomycetes; Chaetothyriales; Trichomeriaceae
Gene: rga8
Product: Rho-GTPase-activating protein 8
Exons: 3
Coding region: 1-2895 (964 amino acids)
Biological process (GO): small GTPase-mediated signal transduction
Cellular component (GO): division septum; cytoplasm; plasma membrane
Molecular function (GO): GTPase activator activity
Source: RefSeq, a predicted model, not a curated record
AUGGCAACGGCAGAGAAGCCUGCGGUUCAGCCGCCAGCGAAGAAAGGACCAGGUUUCGUUGACUCAUUCUGGUCGAGCGACUAUGCUGGUGGUUUGGGGGUGCUUUUCACAAAGCUACAGCAGGGUGUGAUAGAAAACCAGCAAGUGCUUACAAUUGCCAGCAUGCGCGUUGAGGCAGAAGAAAUGUAUGCUGAGCGCUUGGGCGAUAUUGCGCCAACGAUUGAUCGGAUGAAUGGAGGCUUUGGCAGAGACGACGGUGCUAGUGUGCGGAAGGCUUAUGAAGGUGUUCGCGGCGAGAUGGUCGAAGCUACCAAGAACCACCAGAAGAUCGCAUCCAACAUCCGCGAGCUUGUGGUUAAUCCUUUCUCCCGAUGGUGCGAUGCUCAUGCGCAACGUAUACAAAACUCUCAAGACGACUUACAAGGCAAGAUCAAAGCACAUGAUAGACAGGCCGAGGCGGUCAAGAAAUUGCGCGCAGCGUACUUCAACAAGUGCCGCCUAGUCGAAGAUCAGGAAGAGGAGAACAAAUUUGCUUUUCAGGAUCCGCAGACGGAGAAGGGUAAAGAGAAGGCAGCAGAUAGCCCAAGGCCUUCGAUUAGCCCUCCACCGACCAUCAUUGUAAAUGAGGCCACUAGUGAGCUGCCUGUUGAGAUCGGCGACGUGACCUAUCCGCCAGAAGAGUUGAAGAAGCUCCUAGCUCGUAUGCUGGAGAUAAUUCCAUUGGGUCCAACCAAAGUGCCUAUUCUGGGUGUUUAUGAGAAUACAAGUUCUGGAAGCGAGAUUACGAAAUACAUACAACAGCAUAUGGGUGCGUCGAACAUCGAGUAUGCUGAAAAGAUUGGCCAAGAUCUAGUUGAUCGCGGUUUUCUACGUUUGAUUGGAAAUGUUGGUCAAGAAUUCUCGAAUAGCACUAAGCGGAAAUACCAGUGGCGACCAAGGGCUUUUGAAGUUAGCGGAGUACCAGAUAGAAAGAAAGGACUCGGCAGAGCUAGCACAGUAAGCAGCUUGGAUGGCAACACGGCAGACUCACCUGUUGCUGGGAUUACUGAAACACUGAACGCUUGGAAUCCGCUGAAUAAUCCUUACCCAAACGAAACACCACCUGAAAGACUGCGACGAGAAGCACGAGAAUCAGACGAGAGAUAUAAAGCAGGAAUAGUCAAACUCGACCUCUUGAGAUGUGAGCUGGAGGAGACCAUGAUGACGCAUUUGAAAUUUCUAGAACGAUGCGAAACAGACCGGCUAAAGGCCAUCCGGUCUGUUAUAUUGGACUUCUCUGGCGCUAUCAGCAACAGUAUACCUUCGUUUCAGAGCCAGGUCGACCAUAUGAUGCUAUACCAGGAGACCAUAAACCCUCUAGGUGAUCUUCGAUAUCUGCUCGAAAAUUACAAGACUGGACCUUUUAUUCCAAAGGUUACACCAUACGAGAACUAUUAUGGUAGUGUUGACGACCAGGUGUUUGGUGUUGAUCUCGAGGCACGAGCAAGAGCAGACAAGAAAAGAGUGCCUGUGAUAGUGACUGCUAUCCUAACUUACCUCGACAACCGCUAUCCUGAUCUUGAUGGAGAUGAGGCUAGGAGAAGUAUAUGGUUGGUUGACGUGCCUCUGGCGGCUACACACCAUUUGAGAAAUGCUAUCAAUCAAGGCGGAGCAGUAUCGAAGGAACUCCUCGAACGAUAUGAAAUUCCCAUUGUAGCAAGUGUUCUGAAGUUGUACUUGCUUGAAUUGCCUGAUUCACUUGUUUCGUCUCAAGUCUACGAAAUUAUCAAAACAAUCUAUGACACAACAUCAGAUGCCACACCAAAUCCGAUCUCCUCAGAGUCAGUCGACUCAGCACCACGAAUCAAAGUGCUUCAAUCCACUCUCGGUCAGCUUCGUUUGAACAAUAUUGCAACUCUUGAUGCCAUGACAACUCACUUUACUCGACUCAUUGACCUCACUUCCGCCGAUGAUGAUUAUUCGAUCGCUCUUGCUCAAACUCUUGCACCCUGCGUAUUGCGACCUCGAAUAGUCAAUGCCUUAACCAUGGAAGAACGACAUCCGUACCGCUUAGUUCGUGAUCUUUUCGACCACAAGGAAGCCAUCUUUGGUGAAUUGAAGAGGCAAGCAAGUAGCGCUGCAGCAGGACCCAGGUCAGAGGUACGGCAGCGAGCUGUUUCUGCCGCAGACGAGGGCUCAAGAAGAGCAGCUAUGGAAGCCAGAGCCAGAGCUAUCAACGAAGAGAGGCAGCGCGCAAAAUCGCCAGGUCCCGGCAGCAGACAUAGACGCGAUAAAUCCACCGAUGGGAGCAUAAGUACGGGCAGGUUUCCGGUCGUAGCAUCACCGAGACCAGAUGGCGGACGUAUAUUCAGCAAUAAACGAACCAGUCUGGAGGUACCAGGAUCUGCAUCGAGCUCUCCAGUACAAACACGACACCAACCCAACGACUCAGGGUCUAGUAAUAGCAACGGUAGCACAACCCUAACUCCACCACGGACCGAAUCAACGAGCUUCAACGCUCUCACAACAGCUUCACCACCCGAUACAAUCACAAACUCAUCAAACGGUACACACGAAUCGCAGCCACGUUCCCAAGCUCGUCCCAUAUCUAUCUACGAUGAUCCAGUCGAAGCUAUCGCCGACGGCGCAAUGCCCGGCGCCUUUGGAUCCGAACCACAUAUCCUACCACCACAAGAUGACGAUGCACCUGCGCAAACUAUCGAAAACAGAUCCAGCACUGGCAGCUUGAAACGUGUCACAGGGACAACUGGUAGCGGGAGACGUGGAGCACCUUCUGGACGAUAUGGCAGCUUAAAGAGUCGGAGCAAUUUGAACCUGACAGGAGCACAGGACGAACCUCAAGGUCCGCCUGGAGUGCAACUACAGGACCGUGCUAUGGACGAUGAUUUCUCGUAG